This is a messenger RNA of Electrophorus electricus (electric eel), 3696 nucleotides long. RefSeq names its product T-lymphocyte activation antigen CD80. Lineage: Eukaryota; Metazoa; Chordata; Actinopteri; Gymnotiformes; Gymnotidae. Gene Ontology annotation, biological process: positive regulation of T cell proliferation; immune response; cellular response to lipopolysaccharide. The record is from RefSeq and is a predicted model, not a curated record. Gene Ontology annotation, cellular component: external side of plasma membrane.
AUUCCACCUCUUGCUUGAGAAAGCAUCGCAUGAUUGCUGAACAAGUACAUAGAGCGAAAGCACAACAUGCUGUAGAUUCCCUAUGAUGUCAUACCUGACAGAAACUAAAUGAAAUCGCUUUCGUGUCAAGGCGUAGUUCCCUGUUUCGGCCUCUUAUCUAAAGUCGCGCUCUGCUACAGACCAAGAUGUUACGCAGCUACCUGUUUCUUCUGGGGGUCAUCUCAGCGGGGCUGUCAUUGAUCUCCGGAGAUGUCAAUCCAGUUGUGAACCUGACGGGAGUUGUAGAAGGGAGCGUGCGCCUGCAUUGCCUGUUCAGUAAAAAUGAGACCAUUGUACGGAUAUACUUCCAGAAGAAGGUUGAGAAUGAAGAGCAAAUCUUUAUCAUUGGGUAUGACAGUAAAAAACCCCUGGAGGUGCCAGAGAAGUACAGGAACAGGUGCAGCAUGGACAAACAGGCUGCCACCAUGGAACUGUCGCAACUCACACUCGCUGAUGAGGGCGUGUACUUCUGCAUUGCUUUUAACAGUGCUUACUGGACUACUCAGACUACAUUUCAUCUCACGGUUACAGCAAACUACACCGUUCCUGAGAUCAGCUCGUGGCGUUGCAGUGAGCCUGGCUUCUCUGGCAGCCUGCCAAGCUGCACGGUCACCUGCUCGUCAUCAGGUGGAUACCCUUGGAGCAACGUGGGAUGGGCUGUGGAUGGCGGAAACCCUGGUGACGUUCUGAGGGUAGCAGGCAACACGAGUGAGCAGGACCCGCACUCCCACCUGUGGAACGUGUCCCAGAAUGCCACGCUGAACUGCACCCGGCCAGUUAACGUCACCUGUGUCGUAGGGGGCUCCAUCUCCUCCCCCAUCACCUUAUGUACCCACCUCCCAUCCUCUGUGGACUGGAGUGUGAUUAUUGCAUCUGUUUUGUUGCUUCUUCUCAUCAUCGUCAUCGCUGCUAUUUGUACAGCGAGGAUGUGCCGGAGACCACAACACCAAGUAGAGCAGGGUGUUGAAAUCUGGCCAUUAAACCCUCCCGCUUUGCGGGGUCAGGCUGGCUGAGGCCGGCCAAUUUCAACCCAGGACAUUCCAAAGUUUCAGAAGAACCGUGAGGUACCAAGGACUCUCACAGUUCUGCAGGUCCACGUGUGUGUGUUAUAUGGAUUACUGAGCGGAUGGACUAUUUUGAGUGACUGGCUGAACAACCCGACAGACAUGAACGUGAUUACAAUGGACUUUUGAAAACAGUGCCAGAGCUGCAUCGUUCGCUGGUUUGAAAUCUGAGCAGGUUUUUUUAACACUGAAAGAUCACUGUAGAAUACUACAGUUUGAGUUGGGUGACCCUGGAAUGAUACAAACAUUUAAGUGGGCACCCAUGUAGUUUCAGACAUACUCAGUACCUGUGCUGCUUCCAGAUUCUUUCAGAUUAUUUUAGCAACCCCAUACACUCCCAUAGCUGCACUGACACGAAGAGAAGCACUUUCAUGAUAACAUGUUAUCAUUACUUUUUUUCAGGGGAAAUAGCUGAAAGUAUAGACUAUGUUUAAAAGACUGAAAGUGUAUUUUUUAUUUGUUUUUGUGUAAAACUUGAAGCUGACGUUCUUUCGAAACAACUGGUUUAAAUGUUGUUUGCUUUCUUUACACCACUGUUAUAUAGUGGUCAUAAUUGAGGCUACAGUUAAUGCCAUUACAAGCUAAGUCACUGAGAGAAGAACAGUGUAGAUGCCUUAAGUUCUGGUUCAGAGUGAGAACAGUCAGGAAACGUUCUUGAGAACAAUUUAACAAACGUAAAAUUUCACAUUCCUAAUGCAGUCCAGAUAAAUUCAUGCGAGUAUUCUAGAAUUCCCUCAAAACGAGAAUUAAGCUUUGAAGACACCAACCUAAUACCUCCUAUAAAUGCACUGUGAAAACAAAAUUUUAACUUUUUUUUCCCCAAACUACAAUAGGUGAGCCAUAUAAUACACUUUCUGGCGUUGGUUUUUAUAUGUUUUUUAAACGGGUAACUUUGACUUGAAUUUUGUAAUACUUAUUCAGAAAUAAAGCUGGUAUUACACUUAAAUUGACCUUCAAAAAUGUAGGAUGUCUAGUUUUCGCCUCUGCUAGGCCACAUCCCUCUUUAGUGCCCAGGAAUAGUCUGCCAAAAUAGAGCAGAUCCUCUUUCCUUGGUAGCACCUUUCCCCCUCAUAGAUGAUACAUAAUAACAUUUGAGAAUAAUAGAACAACAACAAAACAAAAAAACUAUGGGAGAUAGAGAAAUUCUGAAUACAUAUUUGAAUUCAGCUUGCAAAAAAUCCAAAAUAAACAAGUAUUUUACUACAGGAAACAAAACCACAGUAAUACCAACCUAAAUUUUAGACUGGUUUGCCAUAUUCUGUGUGGUUGUCGAGAAGUCUCUAGAAUGUUCUCCUCCAUUCAGAUUGGUUCAUUAGGCUUGUAAGGUUUUGGGUUUUCUGGAAUAUUAUGAAGCCUGUAGCUAGAAUUAGGAUGGUAUUGGUGGUGAGACAGUACAAUUAAGUUGUCGGUGGGGUUUUCUUGGUGUAAAUAAGCAAAUAAGUUGUAUGCAGAUAAGCUCUUUAUAAGAUUCUCAGAAGUUCAUAAAAGUAACGACACAUAUGGUAUCAGGCAAAAUAUUUGAGAACAACAGCCUGAGCUUUUCCAUAUAACAGACAUUUUUUCAUUGAUACGCCAGCAGAUUUGAUAGGUUGUGGCACUGUGAGUCACCUGUCAGCGCUUCGGUGGUAUACAUGUUUUCUCUUCAUUCAUUUCCUUAAGGGAAUAUUUCUUUUCUUUUCCAUUUUCCGUGUUUUAUAAAUAACGGUGGUAUAAUGAUGUUAAGUUAUAUUGACCAUUUUAUAUGAGAUGAGAAUGUGGAUAAGGAUAUUUAAUAAUAAAAAGACCAUAAAAAUGUUUAAAAAACAGCUAAAAUCUUGAACCUUGUGUUUUUUACUUCUCAUUUUGCUGGUCUGUAUCGCCGACUAAUCAAGACUGUUGUACUACGCCACGCUGCUACAGGAAUGUACCAGUAGUUCUGUUCGAGUUCUGUUAAUGUCAUCCAUUUUUCACUCAUGUCAACCCCUAUGACACCCCUAUAAUGCACGGAUAUAGUCAUUAUGCUAACUAAUCACACUCCCUGUUGGGGCCUUCAGAGUAGGUCGGUGAUUUCUCACAGAUGAUUCAGUCCUAUUUUUUAACCACUUGUUCCAAAAGCCAACCUGCCUAAAUGUUGAUUCAGUAUCAGAAUGCUUCAUCAUGAAACCACCAAAGAGCUGUUGGUUUACUCUUGGAAUGCAGUUGGUUUUGUUUGCGUGUGGCUCUACUGUCUGUAAAUGCUUGUUUAUAUGCCUGGAUGUGCAUGGCACCUUGGGUACAAAUUAAAUGUAUCCAGUUCAAUUAUUUUAAUUUCAAUUCAGCUACAUUUUGUAUUGUAUUGUAUAUUUAUAUUUAUUGUAUAUUUAUCUUUCUUCAUGCAGUUUCUCAGACUUGUGCUUUGUAAUUUUAUGUUUGCCAAAUUCCCCUAAGAAUGAGACUGCACCAUAUGUGGAAUUUUCCCUAAAUAUAUGUUUGUCCCUCUGAACACAUUUCUCAUAAAGAAUAUUCUAGAAUAUUCAUUAGGGAAUCCCGGUCAAGAAUUGUAACUGAAUAUGUGUCUUUAAACUGUAAAUAAUCCUGCUUUGUAGUUCUGUAUGAAUAUAUUCAUCUUCUUCUA